Molecule: messenger RNA, 1167 nt
Organism: Entrophospora sp. SA101
Lineage: Eukaryota; Fungi; Glomeromycota; Glomeromycetes; Entrophosporales; Entrophosporaceae
Source: the annotation of a GenBank genome assembly
AUGUCAUCGAAGGGAGAAGUAAUUUCAACAUUUGAUAAGGAUACUUGUGACACAACUUACACUGAAGAAAAUCUUGAAAUAUUAAAUAGCAACAUACCAAUUGAGAAUGAUAUGGGAUAUCUUUACCUUAAAGCUUGGAGCUCACGUAAGAUAUGUUGUUUCUGUAAUGAUGAUGAUCCUAAUCAGCUAGGCAACUUCAUUGGUCCUUAUCCAUUUAUUGCAAAUAUUUAUACACGACAUGGUGAAAGACAAAAAAGAUUUUGGUCACAUUAUGCUUGUGCAAAAUAUUCACCCGAAGUUUAUGUUACCAAGAAUAAUGAAUGGUAUAAUAUCACUAUAGCUUGGAAAAGAGGCAGAAGUAUGAAAUGUGCAAAAUGUAAAGAAAGAGGAGCAACAAUUGGAUGUUUUGAUCCAAAAUGUGCAAAAAGUUAUCAUCUUGCAUGUACUGAAAAACCCCUUUCACAUUUUGAAAUGGGUGUGAUUUUUUAUUGCCCCACACAUGAAUCACGUUAUGCUCAAACAGAAUACUAUAAUGAAGUUUAUAGAUGUGAUGUUUGUUCAUGUGAAUUACAAGCAGACAAAUGGUGGACUUGUAAACCAUGCGAAUCUAAAUUCUUUACUUCAUUUGAUUUAUGUCAACAAGAUGACCAAAUCACAAAACAGGCCACAAUAGCUGUUGCUAAUCAAAAAGCUCGAAUGAAGAAAAAAACCAAGAAUUCACUUCCAAGUCGUGGUAAAGGAUCAAAAAUUCAAUGUUCAUAUUGUUGGGCAGAAGAAUCUCCUCGUUGGAGGAAAGGUUAUAAUGGAGUAUUAAUGUGUGAAGAAUGUUUUGAAUCAGUUCUUAUAAACAACAAUAAUGCAAGUGACAUGCAACAUUUGGAAACAAAUCAAUAUAUAACUAGUAGCGAGGAUUAUAUUUAUAGACCAUAUCUCACUAGAACUAUUUGUUCUGACAAAAAUUUUGAUGAUUUGGAAUCGCAUGCUUUGUAUCUUGAUAGUUACGAACCAGCUGAAAAUCAAUUGUUCUCAUUAACAUUUGAUAGUUCUUAUUUUGACAUUCCUGGUCGUGCACCAAGAUGGGCAACACAUAGUGGUACUGACUAUCAUGGUACAUGGCUUCCACAAACAGUUCGAAGGCAAAUAUCCAAUAAUUCUCAAUCAAUUUGA